AUGGAACUAGUGACAGCAACCACAAAAUCGCGUUACCAGUGUCCACACUGCCGUAAGGUGUUUCCACGCUCCGCCAACCUCAACCGCCAUUUGCGCACGCACACGGGUGAGCAGCCGUACUGCUGCAGUGAGUGUAAUCGGCGCUUCAGCAUCUCCUCCAACAUGCAGCGCCAUGUGCGUAACAUUCACCAACUCGAACGACCCUUCGUGUGUCCACACUGUGCUCGUGCCUUCGCCCAACGCACCAAUCUGGAACGGCAUCUACGUCAUCAUGCCAACGAAAAGGUCAAGCGGCUGUGA
Messenger RNA from Echinococcus granulosus, 300 nucleotides. RefSeq names its product Transcription factor hamlet. Gene Ontology annotation, molecular function: RNA polymerase II cis-regulatory region sequence-specific DNA binding; DNA-binding transcription activator activity, RNA polymerase II-specific. Gene Ontology annotation, biological process: regulation of transcription by RNA polymerase II. The transcript has a single exon. The record is from RefSeq and is a predicted model, not a curated record. Bases 1 to 300 code for a protein of 99 amino acids. Lineage: Eukaryota; Metazoa; Platyhelminthes; Cestoda; Cyclophyllidea; Taeniidae. Gene Ontology annotation, cellular component: nucleus.